AUGACUACAGAAGCGACGGGUCCAAGGCGGAGUGCACGGAAUGCAGGCAAACCGGCAGCGAGCGCGAGCGCAAGUGCUCGCGCUCCAGUGGCGGUCAAGCGCAAGGCGGCGUCGUCCAACGCUGGCGACAAGAGAGCGAAGCUCGAUUCGCAGCCGGCAAGCAUCGCGAAAGUGCUCGAGAUCGGCGACGCGCUGCCGUCGUUGAAACUCAAACUGGACGAUUCAUCCGAACUCGACACUGCGACACUCAAGAAUGUCGUCCUGUUCUCCUAUCCCCGCGCAAACACUUCCGGCUGCACCACCCAGGCCAAACUAUACCGCGACAACCACGCCGCUUUCACCCGCGCCAACUACACCGUCUACGGCCUCUCGAACGACGCGCCCAGCUCGCUCUCUUCGUGGAAGUCCAAAUUGUCGCUCCCCUACAACCUCAUCUCGGACCCACAGCGUCUCCUCAUCAAAGCUCUCACCGGCUCCAACGACAAGACCAAGAGAAGCCACUUUGUCAUUGACGCCAACGCCAAGUUGGCCUUGGCCCAGUUGAGUGUCAAACCCGCCGAGAGCUGCGAGAGCGCAUUGGCGUUUGUCCAACCCAAGUCUGAUUGA
Mycosarcoma maydis (corn smut) is the source of this 606-nucleotide messenger RNA. RefSeq lists its product as uncharacterized. The record is from RefSeq and is a predicted model, not a curated record. Gene Ontology annotation, molecular function: thioredoxin peroxidase activity. Gene Ontology annotation, cellular component: cytoplasm. Bases 1 to 606 code for a protein of 201 amino acids. Gene Ontology annotation, biological process: cell redox homeostasis; cellular response to oxidative stress. Lineage: Eukaryota; Fungi; Basidiomycota; Ustilaginomycetes; Ustilaginales. The transcript has 2 exons.